AUGGCGACCAAAUCCGGUAUAUCAAUGUUAAAAAAUGAACGAAAACGAUCUAGUCAGACAGUAAAUGCACCUCCGACAAGUGAACCAUGCUCAGUAUGUCUAAACGAGUUUAAAAAUCAAGAAGUUGGAAUGCCAGAAGGAUGUCAACAUAUAUUCUGUUUCAUUUGUCUUUUCACGUGGACUAAAGAAAACCAAACAUGUCCACUUGAUCGUCAACCAUUGGAGUACAUUCUAAAGAAGAAGUCACAUUCCUGUUUACAACCAUAUGCCCGAGUCAGUGCAAAGGAUGGAAAAUUAGCAGCCUUGAUAGAUGUAAAAACGAACACCUGCGAAGCAUGCGGCGAUGGCGAAGGCGAAUAUGUACUAUUAGGUUGUAGUCAAUGCAAUACUAGUUAUCAUCCGUUUUGUUUGAAUUCAUCGAAUACAGAAGCAUGGACGUGUCCAUCAUGUGGACAUACUCAUGGAAAAAAACUCUCUAUUACUAGUGGUGCCCAAGAACGAGCUAUUCAUGCUCUCAGAGCACAUCGUGCCGCGCAAAAUAAAAUGUCUCCACGAUCUGCUGUUCCGCCAAGUCAAGCCCGAUUCAUGUCAGCGUUGAAACAACAUCGACGACGGCUGAGUUAUCUUCCAGUAAACGUGCCUGUUGCUCAGCUACCACGAAUCAAACGGCGAAUCGAUGCUCCAUCGCGGCCAAAGAUAGUGAUUCCAAAAGCCAAACUUUCAGCGAAUACUUCUUUCAUUGACCAAUUACUUAAUGCUCAAAAGGAUGAUUUACACGAAGAGGAGAAGCCUUUGUUCUUAACGUUAACUUUACAAAUGAACAAGCAGUAUUUACGACAAACGGACGAUCAUCAAUCAUGUCAUACCAUGCUUCGGAAUGGUCCGACUCAUUCUGCGACUCCUGUGACAUUACCUAAUUCUAGUAAGGUUCAAUCAACCGCUUGUCAAACAUCUGAUGGCCUAUCAACUAUGUUGAACUUAUGUGAAGACGAAAUCCAAACUCUGCGCAAAAUUUCCACUGCAAUCGAUCAAAUCAUUCGCACUGAGUCAACUUCUUCCAUGAACAAAAUGAACAAUUCAAGGUUACCGUCAACUGAACGAAUGAAAAGAAAUCAUCACUCUAGUAGUCCUAUGCCAAAACGUUUUCAGAAACAAGAACGUUAUCAACGUCAGAGACAGAUUAUUGAUGUUGCUAAACAAGAAUUGAAACCCAUGUACAAGCAACGUCUUAUAACGAAGACAGAUUAUAAAAAAAUAAUGAAAAAAGUGGUUGAUAAAGCAACUUACGCGGAAAAAAUCGAUCACAAAUGGAUCAAGAGAAUGAUUGACGCAUAUGUGAAUAUUUAUCGAAAAGAUUAG
This is a messenger RNA of Adineta ricciae, 1359 nucleotides long. The record is from the annotation of a GenBank genome assembly. Lineage: Eukaryota; Metazoa; Rotifera; Eurotatoria; Adinetida; Adinetidae.